Molecule: messenger RNA, 1443 nt
Organism: Lampris incognitus (smalleye Pacific opah)
Lineage: Eukaryota; Metazoa; Chordata; Actinopteri; Lampriformes; Lampridae
Product: transcriptional activator protein Pur-beta
Exons: 1
Coding region: 14-931 (305 amino acids)
Biological process (GO): regulation of transcription by RNA polymerase II
Cellular component (GO): nucleus
Molecular function (GO): DNA-binding transcription factor activity, RNA polymerase II-specific; purine-rich negative regulatory element binding; RNA polymerase II transcription regulatory region sequence-specific DNA binding
Source: RefSeq, a predicted model, not a curated record
GGUGGUGGCGAAGAUGGCGGAUGGGGACAGUGGUAGUGAGCGCGGUGGCAGCAGCGGUGGUGGAGGGGGUGGAGGCAGCGGGUUUCAGCACUACCAACGAGAACCGGAGACCCAGGAGCUGGCCUCGAAGAGGCUGGACAUUCAGAACAAACGCUUCUACCUGGAUGUAAAGCAGAACGCCAAAGGCCGGUUCAUCAAAAUCGCCGAGGUUGGUGCCGGGGGCUCGAAAAGUCGACUGACCCUUUCCAUGUCAGUUGCGGCAGAGUUUCGUGACUACCUGGGAGAUUUCAUAGAGCACUACGCCCAGCUGGGGCCUAGCAGCCCGGAGCAGAUCGCUCAGUCGUCCGGUGGGGAUGACACGGGGCCUAGGCGGGCCUUGAAGAGCGAGUUCCUGGUUCGAGAGAACCGCAAAUACUACCUCGAUCUGAAGGAGAACCAGCGGGGGAGGUUCCUCCGGAUCCGACAGACCGUCAACCGCGGGCCCGGUUUCGGAGUCGGCGGAGGUGGCAUCCCCGGAGGUGGCAUGCAGGCCGGACAGACCAUCGCCCUCCCCGCUCAGGGCUUAAUAGAGUUCCGCGACGCCCUGGCCAAGUUGAUAGAUGACUACGGAGGAGACGACGAGGAGUUGACCGGCGGCAGAGGGGCCGGGGGCUACAGCGAGCUUCCGGAGGGCACCUCCAUCAUGGUGGAUUCCAAGCGGUUCUUCUUUGACGUGGGAUCUAAUAAGUAUGGAGUUUUCCUGAGGGUGAGCGAAGUUAAGCCCAGUUACAGAAACUCUAUCACCAUCCCGUUCAAAGCGUGGAGCAAGUUUGGGGGCGCGUUCAGCCGCUACGCCGAGGAAAUGAAAGAGAUCCAGGAGAGGCACAGGGAUAAAAUGUAUGAGAGGAGAGCAGGAGAGGAGUCGGAGGGGGACGACGUGGACGACGAUUGAUCAAGCUGGCUGCUUGCUAUCAAGCUGACAACAUGAUGAUGCAAAGCCUGGAGUAAGAGAGAAGAACGACUAAUCCGUGCAUGACGAAUCGAACUUAAAAUGAUAAAACAAUGGAGAAAAUAAAAAGUAUAUUUGACUGAGAAAUUACUGUCUAUAUAAGAGAAUCGUGUUCUAAAGUUUUAGGUGGAUGUUAUAGAUAAAUGAGUGCGGACUGCAGUAGUCAGCUCCUGUAUGAGAUUCCCCAUUGAUGAAAAAAAAAAAGAAAAAGUGUUGAUUGUCCAUUUGAUAACCUCACACAUGUAGCCCAGCAAAUUAAGUUUGACAGCGCUCGAGACACAGUGGUAGAUUACAAGUCCCACUUCUUUGAUUGAUACCUAAUGGUAAGAGCUCACCUGGACCUGAUCCGUAGCCUGUAAGACAAUGAGGAAGUAUGACAAUUGUGAUGUAUUCAAACGGGGAGAGCACGUGCAUCACUCACCACAGCUGUAUUUUGUCCAGGUGGCCUGUACAAA